UCUAUUAUCUUAUGUCGCCACCACCACCACCGAUCGGUAUCCGUUUAUCCUCUCACUCCGCCGUCAUCCUCACCGCCGAGACCACACAGUCAAACACAGACAUGAGCGCCUGUAAAUUCCUUCUCCGGUAUUCUCUCUCUUGCUUAGACUUCAGCACAACACGCAUCGCAACGUGUACUCCGUCUUUGCAUUUCCCCCGCCACCGUCUUCUCUCUCAAAGUCCAGGUUUAGGGUUUAAGCUUAAAACAUACCGGCAUUCCUCAAGAUUAUAUGGAUCCAUUCAAGCUUCCGUUUCGAUUGAAUCGACCGAAGAUAGCUGUACAUGUGUCGAGGAGGAGGAAGAAGAAGAAAGAAGAAAGUAAACGAAUUUCAGUUAGAGAUCUGUUACGGAGAAACACAAACGACGACGUCGCCAGCUUCAUGAAGAUGGAACGGAGGACUGAACCACAAUCAAACCGCUGGUUUCCUUACCUGGACAAAUUCAAAUCUGGAAACACGUAUUUGAGUAGCGGAGAGGUGUUGGAUGCAGUUGAUCCUUCUUUAAUGGAGCUCAGAAAGGAGAGGUUCAUGAACGUCGUGAAUAAUCGGACCUACUCUGUGUGUAUGGUGGUGGAGGGUUUAUCAGAUCCCGGGAAUGUCUCUGCAGUGUUCCGGUCAGCAGAUGCUUUAGGGUUUCAGUCCGUUCAUGUGGUGUCUCUUGACAGCCGGAAAAGGUGUUAACCCAAUCUGAGGUAUAGAGAGCAUCGCCAUAUUAGUAUGGGAGCUGAGAAAUGGUUAGAUAUCGAGCUCUGGGAUUCUGCUGAAGAAUGCUUUCAAGUUUUGAGGUCACGUGGCUAUCGCAUUGCUACAACACACGUGGGAAUUGAAGCUGUUUCUAUCUAUGAUAUGGAUUGGUCAUGUCCCACUGCAAUAGUUGUUGGAAAUGAGGGCAGGGGGAUUAGUGAAGAAGCUUUGAAAAUGUCAGAUAUGCAUUGUAGUAUUCCAAUGAAAGGAAUGGUGGAUUCAUUUAAUGUGUCAGUUGCUUCGGGAAUCCUCAUGCAUCAUGCUGUAUGUGAUAGAACUUCACGUUUGGGUGGUCAUGGUGAUUUAACAUCAGAAGAAAAACAAAUAUUGCUUGCGGAAUUUUCUUUAAGACAUAGUAGGAGUUCAAUGAGCAUUGCACAUGAGUAUGCAAAGCUUAAGGUCAAAAGUGUAUGAAACUUUGAUAAAUGAACACAUGGUUCAUAUUAAGGCAUUGUACUUUAAAGAAUUGUUUAGUUAUAGCAUUUGUACUUUUGGGAUUUUUUUUUUUUUUUUGGUUAUGACAAUAAUGGAUCGGGAUUUGGAAUGGAAU
Molecule: messenger RNA, 1333 nt
Organism: Lactuca virosa
Lineage: Eukaryota; Viridiplantae; Streptophyta; Magnoliopsida; Asterales; Asteraceae
Source: the annotation of a GenBank genome assembly